This is a messenger RNA of Annulohypoxylon truncatum, 2262 nucleotides long. RefSeq names its product protein VTS1. NCBI's taxonomy places the organism in Eukaryota, Fungi, Ascomycota, Sordariomycetes, Xylariales, Hypoxylaceae. The record is from RefSeq and is a predicted model, not a curated record. Gene Ontology annotation, biological process: regulation of mRNA stability; nuclear-transcribed mRNA poly(A) tail shortening. The transcript has 3 exons. Gene Ontology annotation, cellular component: P-body. Gene Ontology annotation, molecular function: protein binding; translation repressor activity; mRNA binding. Bases 362 to 2185 code for a protein of 607 amino acids.
CCUACAUCACGACAUUAUAGCUACGAUAGCUUCUACCAGUGACUCCCUAAAACAUAUCGUAAAGUAGUUUGGCCUCUAUUGAGCGCAAUAUUGAACCUCUAUCGAAGUUUUAGCAUCUCAAGACAGUGUGUCGAGAUCGCAUGUUACGGACCCUCCACCGCCCCUCAAGUACUUUUUCGAAGGCUUUUUAAGCUGUUUUAUCUGCACAGCCCCGCGACAGCACGAUUAUUUGCCUUUUGCAUACCCUCAAGCCAACUCUCGACAAUUAUUUGCCGUUACAUAAAAUUACAGAGCGACAAUCGAGCCAGCUUUUCUAUCGUGUUGCUACCUGGAAAACUCGGAAAUUCGAAAGUUACUCAAUAUGAAUCGUAACAGUACUCCGGAGGCCUCGACCGCCUCGUCGCUACGUCCACCUUCUUCACGAACAGUUGGGACUAACAAUCACCACCUCCGCGCAUCUGCCGACAUGGCUGCCCUUGCCGGACCCGCGACGUCGAACCGCAUCCGUCCCUCUUCGGAUUUCUACGGCCAGCAAGGACAGGGUCAAGGGGGUGCCGAUUCAGACCCGCAGGACAAGGUGACCCAGCAGUGGAUUGCCGACAUUGACCAAUAUGAGACUACUCUAGAAGAAAUGGCUGCUGCAACCCUGGACCAGGACUUUAAGGAUGAACUUAGUGCUAUAGAACAGUGGUUUCGAGUUUUGUCUGAAGCCGAACGUACUGCUGCUUUGUAUGCUUUGCUUCAGCAGACUACUCAAGUGCAGAUCCGUUUCUUUAUCCAGGUUCUUCAGCAAAUGGGAAAGAAUCAUCCCAUGUCUGGUGUACUAUCACCAGCCAAUUUUGAUAAAGAUCCGAUGUCAAACCGUCUAAGUGAUGCUAUGAACAAGUUAAAUGUUGGAUCGGCUAGGAACUCCCUUUCUCAGCCACAAGCAUCGGCGAAGAGACACUCGGGCCUUGACCCGUCAACCAUCAACGCUAUGUUUCCCGAUGCCGCGGCUGCUAUUGCCACCGAGAAGGCUAAGUUUACCCAGCAGACUGGAAACCAACCUCCUUCAAACCGCAAUAGCGCGGCUGUCGAUGCGCGAAACCCCCUGGCUGCUCCAGCUAUUUCUGCGCCGUCUGAAGGGCUUGAUCCUAAUGCGCAGAAUCCUGCGUCGCCUUGGGGUAAUGACCAAAACGCUUCGCGUCCUAAGUCGUCUUCAGGCCAGGCUCCGAUGGGCCAAUUUGUUCAACCGCCGCCUUCGGCCGGCCUAAGGUCACCCCGACCCCAAUUAGGUGGUAAUAAUGGCAUCCAGAACACCACGCUCAAUGCCCCGGACAAGUCUGCUACUGACCUACCCCUGCUUUCGCCAUACACUGCCGGAAGCGGGAACUGGGCUUCUAUGGUGAACACUCCUAUGGUUGCAUCGUUUAAUGGCGGCAAUGGCACCCCCAACCAGGCCGACAUGGUCGCCAAUGCGACGGCCAUGAAGCUCGCAGCUUUGUCUACCGUGAAUAAUCGUUUUGCCCUCGAUGAUGUGCGCAAGUAUCGGAGAGCCCGGUCUAACGAGGCUCCUGGUCAAGGCCAGAAUACACUUUCCGCUGGACCUCAGGCACACAACAUCCCCGGCGCGAAUAUUGUUAUGGUGAACGAACAUGGGCAGGUGCUGAGCAGAGACCAAAUGCUUGCAUUGCAGAACCACGGUGCCAUGGGUGGGUUCGCAGCUCAUCGCUCUCGACCAAGUUCUCCCGGUAUAGCAAUGCAGGCAGGUUUUGGCCAGAUUCCUUUUGCUUCUCCGCAGAACAACGGUUUCUUAAGUGCCUACGAUGGCACACAGAAUCCGCUCUUGAACAAUGGACUUGGCGCGAUCAACAUGGGCCAGCUUGGCGUAGGCGUUCCUGAGGGUUACCUAUCCGACCAUUCCGAUAUGGUUCGUGGUCGAUCCCCGCGUGGAAGACGUGGUACUUCGAAGCCUCCGGAGGAUCCAACUGAUCCAACUCUCCUCCAAGAUAUCCCGGCCUGGUUACGAAGCCUGAGGUUGCACAAGUACACGGAUAAUCUGAAGGACAUGAAGUGGACGGAACUUGUCGAACUGGAUGACAAGGCUCUAGAGGAGCGCGGUGUCAACGCCCUCGGAGCGCGUAGGAAGAUGCUGAAGGUAUUUGACCAGGUCAAAGAGGCCAAGGCAGACGGCAAGCUGGGCUAGCCACUGCAACCUAAUAAUGAAUAUAUUAGCCCGGUGCCAGAGAUCGAACAAUUUGGAACUUGAAAAGGCUUGCGCAU